Messenger RNA from Leptosia nina, 585 nucleotides. The record is from the annotation of a GenBank genome assembly. Lineage: Eukaryota; Metazoa; Arthropoda; Insecta; Lepidoptera; Pieridae.
AUGUCUCUGUUUGGUGAUAUACUUCCGAUAAAUAAAAAUGAAACCAAAAACAACCAAGCCAGCGCGAAUCUUUCUCCAUAUCUGAACUUCGAUCCGAACUAUAUACCGAGGAUGCAACCGGAGUUCCUAUACCCUGAUGAGAGCCAUAUGGCCUCCACGGCGCGACGAUCGAACGUAGCUCUACCCAUCAUAGGAAUGUCUUUCAUGACCGGAUCAGGUUUGGGAGGUAUGGCUGGUCUGUACAAGGGUUUGAGAGCAACAACAUUAGCAGGACAAACCGGAAAAGUGAGAAGAACUCAACUUCUUAAUUAUAUUAUGAAGCAAGGUACAACUACCGGCUGCACUUUAGGAAUAUUAGCAUCAUUUUACUCCAGUAUAGCCUUAGGAGUGACUUGGAUUAGAGACCAAGAAGACACAGCAAACACUUUUAUAGCAGCAACUUGCACUGGGAUUUUAUAUAAAAGCACUUCAGGCCUCCGCUCAAUGGGCCUCGGGGCAGCUGCGGGACUUACAUUAGCAGGAAUCUAUACUCUCCUUACAGACAAUGAUAAUAUAUGGAGCAAAGCUAGAUAUAUAAGAAUGUGA